Molecule: messenger RNA, 1497 nt
Organism: Talaromyces stipitatus ATCC 10500
Lineage: Eukaryota; Fungi; Ascomycota; Eurotiomycetes; Eurotiales; Trichocomaceae
Product: succinate semialdehyde dehydrogenase, putative
Exons: 5
Coding region: 1-1497 (498 amino acids)
Biological process (GO): aldehyde metabolic process
Cellular component (GO): cytoplasm
Molecular function (GO): aldehyde dehydrogenase (NAD+) activity
Source: RefSeq, a predicted model, not a curated record
AUGUCCACUGCUUACAAAGAGUAUGAUAUUACUGAGCAAAUACACGACCUUCACGAGAGGCUUGUCAAUACCUUCCAGUCGGGGAAAACGAAAGAUGUGGCAUGGAGGAAAUGGCAGCUCAAACAGCUUUGGUGGAUGCUGGAGGACAAUCAAAAAGAGCUUAUGGCUGCUAUGAAAUUAGAUCUUAAUCGUUCAAGCAUAGAGUCCAUGAUAACCGACUUCGCUGGGGCCCGAAAAGACAUUUUAUACCAUCUCCAACACAUCGAUAGAUGGGCCUCAGAUGAGCCAUUAGGAGACACCUUUAUUGCAAGAUAUCUGGGCCUGGCGCAUAUACGCAAAGAACCCCUAGGUGUGGUUCUCAUCAUCGGGGCCUGGAAUUUCCCUCUACUCCUUGUCCUGCAGCCGCUCAUUGCAGCAAUAGCAGCUGGUUGUUGUGCAAUUAUCAAACCAUCGGAGCUCAUUCCAAAUAGUCAAGGCCUAUUGAAGCAAUUGAUACCGAAAUAUCUCGACGAAAGUGCUAUCGGCUUGGUUUGCGGUGGCGUGCCUGAAACCACUCUAUUGCUUGGGCUCCGGUUCCAUCACAUCUUUUUCACAGGCUCUGCACCGGUUGGUCGCAUCGUCAGUGCCGCAGCUGCGAAGCAUAUGACACCGGUGACACUGGAACUUGGCGGGCAAUGUCCAGCAAUUAUAUGCAGAUCUGCAGAUAUUGAUCGGGCAGCAAAAUGCGUGGCCUAUUCUAAAUUUCUCAAUUCCGGACAGAUAUGCCUUUCAGUGAACCACAUCUUUGUUGAUCCAACUAUAUAUGAUAAAUUUACUGAGCGCCUCAAAUAUUGGAUUAAUGAAUUCUUGGAUGGUCAACCGACGAUCGACACCGCCAUUGUGAAUCAGAAUCAUUUUGAUAGGUUGUUGAAUCUGAUUCAUGAUACUGAUGGAAGGAUCUUUUGCGGUGGAAGUGGAAACCCUGAAACUCGCAGGAUGGAGCCUACUGUGAUACUGGACGUGGAUAUAAAUGAUUCCAUUAUGAAGGAAGAAAUAUUCGGACCUAUCUGCCCAGUUCUAAAAGGUGAUUUUCGAAGUGCCUAUAAUGCGACAAAACUGAAGGGCCAGCCCCUAGCCAUUUAUAUCUUUAGCAACGAUAAACGGGAAGUUGAGGAGAUACUUGAAAAUUCGAAUAGUGGCGGCGUCACUGUUAACGACGUGAUUCUUCAUGCAGGGACUUCCGGUGCACCUUUCGGAGGAGUGGGAUCCAGUGGACAUGGAUACUACCAUGGCCCCUACGGAUUUAAUAGUUUCACUCAUCUCAGAACGAUUAUGAAUGCUCCGAGUUGGCUGGAACGGGCAUUGAGAUUUCGUUAUCCCCCAUUCAAUGCAACUGAAACCCCAAAGGCCUUGAAGCUCAAGGCGAACUUCAAACGAGGCGAGGGUAUUGAUGACCAACGGCGAAAAUCGUCGAGCGCAAUUGUUGAUAUUCGCUGUGACAUUAAUGCAGAGAUGUAA